AUGACCAAGUUUGGUAUCCAAGUUAGUAUGAGCCAAUGUAGGAGAGCAAAGAAGUAUGCACUGAAUCUUGUUGAAGGUAGCCUUGUUGAACAUUAUGGAGUUAAACAAGGUUGGACUGAAUGCUGUAGAAGGAUAAUAGAACUAGAUGGAUGUUUUCUUAAAGGUGUUUGUGAGGGGGAAUUGUUUUGUGUUAUUGGGAGGGAUGUAAAUGGCAAGAUAUAUCAUAUUGCUUGGGCAGUGGUUAGUGUGGAGAUCAAGCAAAAUUGGAAGUGGUUUUUAGAGCUUCUCAUUGAUGAUCUAAACUUAAAUUUAGGCAAUGGCUUCAGUUUAAUGUCAGACCAACAUAAGGGUUUGAUAGAGGCUGUUAAAGAGUUGUUUCCAUAUGUAGAUCACAGGCAAUGUGCGAGACAUAUUUGCCAGAAUUUGCAGAAGAGAUCCACUGGUGCCAUAUAUCAUACCUUGUUUAGGAGAGCAUCUAAAGCCACAACUGAGCAUGCUCUUAAAGUUGUGAUGAAGGAAAUUAAGACAUUGAACCCAUAUGCCCAUCAAUAUCUCAUAGAAAAAGAUCCUAAAACAUGGCCAAGAGCUUUCUUUCAAGCUGGAAGGUGUUGUGAUGCAGUUGAAAAUGGCUUCUCUGAAAGUUUUUAUGAUGUAAUAGUUGAUGCCAGGAAGAAGCCCAUAAUAACCAUGUUAGAGGAGUUAAGAUUAUACAUGAUGGACAAAAUGCAUUACCAGGUACUACCUAGUGGAUUAAACCAAUUUGAGUUAAGGGGAGCAACAGAUGCAUAUGAAGUGGACUUAGAAAGGAAAACAUGUUCAUGUAGGUUGUGGCAAUUAAAUGGAUAUGGAUGUGCUCAUUAUGUAGCUAUCAUAUCCUAUCUUAAUAGGGAUGUAGAAGCCUAUGUAGACAACAUGUUUAGCACCACCACAUUUAAGAAGGCAUACAAUUACAAAAUUUCCCUCAUGAAUGGCAGUGACAUGUGGCUAGAGACAAAUUAUACUCCACCAUUGCCUCCUAUUAGUAGAAGGACGCUUGGUAUGCCAACUACUAAUAGGAAGAAAGCCACUACAGAAAAUACAGGAACACACAUGGUUUCUAAGGCUGGAAAGAAAAUUAGAUGUAGUAUAUGCAAGGAGAUAGGUCACAACAAGACCACUUGUCCACAAAGAAGGCCCCAAAAGUUAAAUGUGAAGAAACAGAAGAAACAAAAAGUUUGUGUGAAGCAAAAUACAGGACAAGGUAGUACAAGUGAACCACAACAACAUUAA
This is a messenger RNA of Lactuca sativa (garden lettuce), 1269 nucleotides long. RefSeq lists its product as uncharacterized. NCBI's taxonomy places the organism in Eukaryota, Viridiplantae, Streptophyta, Magnoliopsida, Asterales, Asteraceae. The record is from RefSeq and is a predicted model, not a curated record. Gene Ontology annotation, molecular function: zinc ion binding; nucleic acid binding.